Messenger RNA from Dibothriocephalus latus, 921 nucleotides. The record is from the annotation of a GenBank genome assembly. Lineage: Eukaryota; Metazoa; Platyhelminthes; Cestoda; Diphyllobothriidea; Diphyllobothriidae.
AUGAACGAGGACGAGGACGGUUAUGUGUUUUUUGGGGAACCGUUUGACGAGGAAAGUGAUGACCCUUACAAUUCUCAGAAAAGAAAGGUUCAGCCACAGGCCUACGAAAAGCGUGUCUUGAAUGAAAGAGGAAGACCUCAGCGCUUUCAUGGUGCAUUCACUGGAGGAUUUUCUGCGGGUUACUUCAAUUCAGUGGGAUCGAAGGAAGGUUUCCAACCAAAGUCCUUUAUCUCAUCAAGACGAAAUCGUGAUAAUGCGGAACUGAAAAAGAAGGCUGAACCAGAAGAUUUUAUGGAUGAGGAGGUAAGACUUAAUGAAUUUUGGCUUUCGUGUUGUAAUGGAGAUCUUGGGGAGUUCGGAAUUGCCCCUAGACGCUAUCGCACGCGGCAUGAAUUUGACGAUACUCAUAUAUUUGAUGCAAUUUCGGAUUCUCUGGGUGGAAGCUCGAUCAUUCCAGCUGCAAAUGAUAUACUCAAGCGGGUGAUGGUAUCUGGCGGGACGAGUCUUUCAGAACGCCUCCUCCGACGAUUUGGAUGGAAGCACACGGACGGGGAUGACCAGCAGGUAAGAGAACAGCAAUGCGUCAAUGGUGAUGAGGACAACGAAGGAAGAGUACUAGAGCCGGGCAAAGUUGGAGACUCGGAAUCCACUACGGUUCCUAAAAAGACUGCCCCAAAAGCAGAGUUGGACUACGCUGUUAUCAGCUUUGAACCCAAAACAAACACCUUCGGUUUGGGCUACUCCGGACUAGACCCAAGGAUCGCUUUCGGUCAGAUCUCGACUACCGCAUAUCAGGAUCCGCGUGGAGAAUCCGUCAGUGCCCUGCGACAGAAAGAAAUGUCUCGGCGGAUCGGCGCUGACGGUCCUGGUUUCAAUCCCGGAAUGGGUGUCAUUCGAGAUGGAAUACGGGCCAUCGGCUAG